GGCUCACUGGCUCUGCAUAAUUGCUCUCAUUUCGAAAUCUCCCCUUAUUUCGUUCCAAUUCAUAGUUGAGGAGUGAGAAAAGAAAGCAAUCACUCGUGGCAUUCAUCAUGUCGACCACCACUACACAAACACACACAGAUACCUGGGUUCACUACCAUGAUGGCGGUGUACCUGGCAGGAGACGGGUGCUCAAAGGCGCUGCUGCCAAAGAAACAUUCACAGCACUUCCCAAAAUCGACUUUCAACGAAUAUAUUCGGACAACCUCGAGGACAGGAAAGAGCUAGCCAGGGAAGUGGGUGCUGCAUGUCGAGACAUUGGAUUCUUCUACGCAGUAAACCACGGAGUGGACGAUGCAGUAUUGGAGGGCACCUUUGAUGCUUUAAGGGAAUACUUUGCCCUACCCACAGACAUCAAGAUGGAAACACAUAACCAAAAGACGGAGAAGUUCAGAGGAUACGAGGCUUUCCUAGAAGGCAAGCUGGAUCCCAGCACACGAGGAGACCUCAAAGAAGGUUUCCUCAUGGGCGAAGACUUUACUGACCCUGAGCAACUCUCCCUCCUCACAUCGACGCCUCCACCUCACGUCCACACACCGCGCAACCAGUGGCCGACACACCCAUCCGCCCUCUUCUUCCGCCCGGCAAUCUACCGCUACUACCGCUCCAUGUUCGAGUUCAGCAAGCGCAUGCUACACAUCUUCGCCCUUGCCCUCGACCUCCCCGAAACACACUUCGACAACAUCUCCACACACCCCAUGACAAACGUCCGCGCAGUCCAUUACCCACCGCAAGAAAGCCAGUCGGAUGUGGGCAUCGGUGCGCACACAGACUUUUGCUGGUUCACACUCGUCUGCCAGAGCCGCACCACCUACCCGGCACUCGAGGUCCUGAAUGCAAAUGGCAUCUGGGUCCCCGUGCACCCUGAGCCCAAUACUUUUGUGGUGAAUAUCGCGGAUUUCCUCAAGUUGGUUACGGGUGGUACGUGGCAGAGUACUGUGCAUCGGGUGCGGAAUAUCGGUGGGGAAGAGAGGUACAGUAUGCCCUUCUUCUUCAGCCCGAAUGAGGAUGCGAGGGUGGCUGUUUUGGAGCAUCUGCGGCAGGAGGGUAAGCGGUAUGAAGAGUUUGGCGUGGGCGAGUACUUUCAAAAGAGGUUGGACAUUGAUCGGACGACGCAUUUGGAGGAAGAUGAGGAGAAGAUGUAG
Molecule: messenger RNA, 1202 nt
Organism: Pyrenophora tritici-repentis Pt-1C-BFP
Lineage: Eukaryota; Fungi; Ascomycota; Dothideomycetes; Pleosporales; Pleosporaceae
Source: RefSeq, a predicted model, not a curated record